AUGAUCAUGAAGCCGAUUAUCUUCAUUUACAUCUUUACUUUAUUUUUCGUUAAUAGCUAUGCUAUAAUUUCUAUAAUUCCUAAAAAAUGUAUGGAAAUUGCCAACGAGGUAGAAACAUAUGCUCCUCAAGUAUACAGUUGGAUGAUCCAAGAUUUUUGUAUCCAAUGUGGAAAACCUAUUCCUUAUUCUAAAGCAGAACCAUACAUAAAUAAAGCCUCAAAAGAGAUUGCUGAUAAGAUUAUUCCAUAUGUUAGAAGUAAAGUUCCCAAAACACCAAAAGGUAUGACGCCAGAAUGGAUAGCAUCUGUUUUAUCAGCUAGCUGUGAAGCAUUUUCCAAUCAUGAAGAUAUUUGUAAAUUUGAUUGGAAGAUUUCAGAACACCAAAAUAUAAUAGCUAAGGCUAAGCAAAUAGCUAGCAAAAAAGCAAUGCCUAAAGUAUUGGGAAUGUUACCUAUGGCUGGUGAAUGUAAGAAAGGUAUUGGUAUUGCCACACAUAUAAUGAAUGAUGUACCGCUCGGAAAAUCUAAAGAAGAAUCACCAAUCAAUAUAAGAACCUUAAUUCAAGAAUACUCUCAACAAUUAUGUAAAAGUUUAUAA
This is a messenger RNA of Halteromyces radiatus, 597 nucleotides long. RefSeq lists its product as uncharacterized. Lineage: Eukaryota; Fungi; Mucoromycota; Mucoromycetes; Mucorales; Cunninghamellaceae. The coding region runs from base 1 to 597 and encodes 198 amino acids. The transcript has a single exon. The record is from RefSeq and is a predicted model, not a curated record.